AUGAAUACUAUUGUUAAGAAAGAUGAGAUCCCGGAUGUCAAAGCGCAGCUCGAUGAUGAAUGUUGUGAUAAAUCUGAUGAGGAAACAGACUUUGUUUGCACUGCGAUACCAAAUCCGGAACCUCUCCAAGGGAAACUUCUCUUGGAACCUGUAAAAAAGCUAUCAGAAAAAUCCCCUAAAGAUUGGAACGACGAUGAUGUUAUGCCGAUAGUUAAACUUCUCGCUGGACGAACUUGUAUUGAUGGAUCGGGAGACAAUUUCGAAGGGACUAAUGCAUUUCAUUCAAUCAUCGUUGACUUUUGA
Molecule: messenger RNA, 303 nt
Organism: Funneliformis mosseae
Lineage: Eukaryota; Fungi; Glomeromycota; Glomeromycetes; Glomerales; Glomeraceae
Source: the annotation of a GenBank genome assembly